Messenger RNA from Lepidothrix coronata (blue-crowned manakin), 1854 nucleotides. RefSeq names its product membrane frizzled-related protein (gene MFRP). NCBI's taxonomy places the organism in Eukaryota, Metazoa, Chordata, Aves, Passeriformes, Pipridae. The record is from RefSeq and is a predicted model, not a curated record. Bases 61 to 1854 code for a protein of 597 amino acids. The transcript is spliced from 13 exons. Gene Ontology annotation, molecular function: protein binding.
GUGUUGGGGGGCACGGAGUGCUGGGGGUGCUUUUAGCCAGCCAAGGAAUCGCCCGCUGCCAUGAGAGACUUCACCGAAAUCACGCUCUGCCCCGAGGCUCUGGACCACAGCAAGACCGAGUUCUGCAACCCCGUCUUCGAGGGCGAGGAGCCCCGGGCAGCCCCGAGCAUGGAGCACCCGCCAGACAAGGAUGGGACCGGCCCUGCAUCACCCCGGGAUGGCCUCGGCCAGCAGCUCUGGGGACAGGUAGGCUGGAGGUACCGCGCCGACUGCAAGUUCACCUGGCUCUGCGUGGCUCUGAUGAGCACCAUCCUGCUCUUCCUCAUCGCCCUCCUGCUGGGCAUCGUCAUCCACCAGCUGACGUCCCCACACCCACCCGGCACCCCAGCCACAGCCCUGCCCGCCCGUGGCACGGCCACCACCACCACAGCAGCCACCCGAAGGGACCCCCCGGCCCCCAGAACAGCUGCCACCCCAACGCAGAGCUGGGUGCCCACAGCCCACACGGCAGCACCGGCCUGCGGAGGGACCCUGCGGGGCCCCGAGGGCUCCUUCAGCUCCCCCAACUACCCCGGGCCCUACCCCCCCGACGCCCUCUGCAUCUGGCGCAUCGAGGUGGGCCCCGGGCUCGCCAUCCAGCUGAAGAUGGAGACGUUCAGCGUGGAGGGCACAGCCUCCUGCCUUUUUGACCGUGUGGAGCUCUACGAGGAGCAGGGCGUGGAUCCUGCCCCAGCUCGGGGUGGCCCCACCAGGUUCUGUGGCAACGUGGCCCCCCCGACCUUCAACUCCAACUCCAACCGGCUGCGCGUCACCUUCGUCUCCGACAGCAGCGUGGGUGCCCUGGGCUUCAGCGCCCGCUACCGCGCCGUGGCCCCCAGUGAGAAGAGCUGCGCCUGGGACGAGCACCUGUGUGACCAGGGGCUCUGCCUCCACCUGGGCUUCAUCUGCGACGGGUUCCACGACUGCACCGACAAGAGUGAUGAGGCCAACUGCAGCCUGAAGCACAAAGAGUGCGGGGGGGCACUGACCGCCUUGGAGGGGCACCUCUCCACCCCGAACCAUCCCCAGCCAUACCCACACCAGCAGCUGUGCCUCUGGCAGAUCUCAGUGCCCGUGGGCCACGUCAUCGACCUGCACUUCCACAACUUCAGCCUGGAGUCGCACGAGGACUGCAGCUUCGACUUCGUGGAGGUGCACGACAGCGCAGGCACGGGGGCCGCCAGCCUCAUGGGCAGGUUCUGUGGCCACCAGCUGCCACCCCCCCUGACCUCCUCACGACAUGUCAUGACCGUCCUGUUCGUGGCAGAUGAGGGAGUAGCAGACAACGGGUUCUUUGCCACCUACCAAGCCCGCAAUGCCACAGAGAAGACGUGCAGCCCCGCAGAGUUCUCCUGCAGGAACGGCGAGUGCCGGGCGCUGGAGUCGGUGUGUGACGGCUGGCACGACUGUCCCGACGGCACCGACGAGCUCAACUGCACCGGGGUGUCCUACCCAGCCUUCGGGUCUGUCUGCGAGCCCGUGCACGUGGAGAUGUGCCUGGGGCUGGGCUACAACGCCACCUCCUUCCCCAACAUCUGGCUGGCCAUCCCGGACCAGGAGGGAGCCGCCGAGGUGCUGCAGGACUAUCAGACGCUGAUGGAGCUCCCGUGCUUCCAGCACCUCCGCCUGCUCAUCUGCAGCCUCUUCGUGCCCAAGUGCACCCCGGACGGGGGGGUCCUGCAGCCCUGCCGGGCCGUGUGCCUGGCGGCAGAGCUGCGCUGCAAGCAGUCCCUCGGCCUCCUGGGCAUCCUCUGGCCCAUCAACUGCAACAUCCUGCCCGACUCCAACGACCCCGUGGAGUGCUUCCAGCCCUGA